UCAGCUGUGCUGCACAGACCCCGGCACGCAGGGUGCGUGGGGGCCCCCCGGCAGCCAGCGCCCUGCAGCACAAGCCGCUGCGAUGCUCCACUCCGUCGGCGUUCACACCUUGCAGCUGCUCACCCAGGCGGCCGCCUGCAUCCUCCUAUUUCCCCGCUUCCUGCUCACCGCCGUGAUGCUCUGGCUCCUGGAUUUUCUGUGCAUUAGGAAGAAGAUGCUGACGAUGCCCACGGCGGAGGAGGCGGCCAGCGCCAGCGAGGAGCCGCCCCCCGACGACCCCCCGGUCUGCGUGUCCGACUCCAACCGCAUGUUCACGCUGGAGUCGCUGAAAGCCGUGUGGCACGGGCAGAAGCUGGACUUCUUCAAGUCGGCGCACGUGGGUUCCUUGGCCCCUAACCCCGAGGUGAUCCAGCUGGACGGGCAGAAGAGGCUCCGCAUCCUGGACUUCGCCCGCGGCAAGAGACCCCUCAUCCUCAACUUCGGCAGCUGCACCUGACCCCCGUUCAUGGCCCGCCUGAGGUCCUUCCAGCGCCUGGCCGCGCACUUCGUGGACAUUGCCGACUUCCUGCUGGUGUACAUUGAAGAAGCACACCCGUCCGACGGCUGGGUCAGCUCGGAUGCAGCCUACAACAUCCCCAAGCACCAGUGCCUCCAGGACAGGCUGCGGGCAGCUCAGCUGAUGAGGGAAGGGGCGCCCGAUUGCCCCCUGGCCGUGGACACCAUGGACAAUGCUUCCAGCGCCGCCUACGGUGCCUACUUCGAGAGGCUCUACAUCAUCCAGGAGGAGAAGGUGAUGUACCAGGGAGGCAGAGGACCAGAGGGCUACAAGAUCUCGGAGCUGAGGAGCUGGCUAGACCAGUACAAAACCCGGCUCCAGAGCCCCAGCACGGUGGUCAUCCAAGUGUAAAAAGGACCUGGCAAGAAGCGCAGGGGUGGAGAGGCGAGGGAGGGCGGGAGGAGAGGUGGGGAGGGAGAAGGCACUGCGUCGCGGAUGGCAGGAGCUGUCUUCCCGCGGGGACACUCGAAGGAGGCUGCUGUGCGAGCUUUCGAGCAAGACGUGCCAUAGUCCUUUCUCUAUUCAAAUCAUGUUGAUUUGCCAGCCACGCUCUGUCAAUACUGUAUUUCCAUGUGCGUUUUGUAAAUAACUCUCCUUCUUUCCUUUUUUUUUUUUUUUUUUUUUUUUUUCCUAGCGUUUACUAUUUUUUAAGGAGGCUCUCUUCCUACGGGAUCUGUUCCCGGCUGCGUGUGUGCGCGGGUGUGUGUCUGAAAAGUUGUGUACAAGUGCUCCGUGCUGCCUAGCAAGUGCUAACUGGGAUUUCUAGUAUUUCUUUGUGAUGACCGAUUUUGAAAUGGGUUUCUCUAAUGCCAGGAAAUCGCGUCUGAUGUUGUCAAAUACUAGAACUGCCAAUAGCCAGAGCUGGACGGAAUGUCCUAUUUAUGUGGGGGGGUUUUGUAAGACGUUCGUUCACCUUCCUUUUUUUAAUGAAUUUUUUUAAAUAAUAAAGGUUGAGUAACUACA
Messenger RNA from Melospiza melodia melodia, 1519 nucleotides. It is a transcript of the gene DIO3, whose product is annotated as iodothyronine deiodinase 3. Lineage: Eukaryota; Metazoa; Chordata; Aves; Passeriformes; Passerellidae. Gene Ontology annotation, biological process: thyroid hormone metabolic process. Gene Ontology annotation, molecular function: thyroxine 5'-deiodinase activity. The transcript has a single exon. The record is from RefSeq and is a predicted model, not a curated record.